GCCGGGGAGGGACUUCACACAUGUGGAAAACGAAUAACCAUUGCGCUUGGCUGCUCCUCUCUCUGCUCGGGGGGCUUUUCUGGGACAGCACAAAUCUGCGCUUGCGGGAAGACACCUGCACCCCCUUAGAUUUAGUAUUUCCCAGAGUUGAGGCUCGAGUAUUAAAGUUGUAGCGUGCAGUUAUUUUCGCCGGAGUUGUAAUCAUGUUAGGCAGCGGAAAGUCGGCGGCUCCAAGUCCCAGGGAGCAGAAGAGUAAAGGGGACGAGAAGACGAUGGACCCCAUCAGGAGGCUCGGGUUGCUGGAGAAUGACGACAUACGUUUGAUGAUGCAGGGCUCCAACAUGACGAAAGUUCGCUCCUCGAGGUGGCAGAAGAGCCGAAACCUGCGGCUGCUGGAAGAUGGACUCACUGUGUGGUGUGAAUCCACCAAGAGCUCUCGUAAAGCCAAAGCCCAGCAGACGUUUGCAGUGACAGAGGUGGAGUGUGUGCGUGAGGGCUGCCAGUCCGAGGCGCUGAGGGCGCUGUCUGGGUCGGUGCCGGACAGCCAGUGCUUCACAGUGGUCUUCAGAGGAGCCAGGAAGAGCCUGGACCUGCUGUGCCCAUGCGAGGAUGAGGCUCGGCGCUGGGUGCGAGGGCUCCGCACUUUAAAGGAGCACGUGGCCAACAUGAGUCAGAAGCAAAAACUGGACCACUGGAUCCGAGGCUACCUGAAGCGAGCGGACCAGAACCAGGACGGCAAGAUGAGCUACGACGAGGUCAAACGGCUGCUCCAGAUGAUCAACAUUGACCUGAGUGAGCAGUAUGCCCGCUGUUUAUUCAAGAGGUGCGACCGAUCUGGUGAUAAUCGCCUGGAUCAUACAGAGAUCGAGGAGUUCUGCAGGGAGCUGCUGCGACGGCCCGAGCUGGACGCUGUGUUCAGACACUAUUCAAGUAAUGGUUGUGUGCUCGCCACCGCUGAGCUGCGAGACUUCCUGGGAGACCAAGGAGAAGACGCCUCUCUGAGUCAUGCUCAGAGUCUCAUACUCACCUAUGAGCUCAACGACUGGGCUCAGAAGAACCAGUUCAUGACCCAGAAUGGUUUCACCAUGUACAUGCUGUCCGUGGAGAAUGAUGUGGUUAACCCUGACCAUGCCAGAGUCUACCAGGACAUGAGCCACCCUUUGGCCCACUACUUCAUCUCCUCUUCACACAACACUUACCUUACCAAGGACCAAGUCACCAGCGCCAGCAGCACCGAGCCAUACAUCAGGGCUCUGAAUCAGGGCUGUCGCUGUGUGGAGCUGGACUGCUGGGAUGGAGAUAAAGGUGAACCUGUCAUCUACCAUGGCCACACUCUCACCUCCAAAGUGCCCUUCAAGGAGGUCAUCGAAACCAUCAACCAGUACGCCUUCAAGGCGUCCCCAUACCCUUUAAUCCUGUCCUUGGAGAACCACUGUUCUGUGGAGCAGCAGGCUGUUAUGGCCAAACACCUCCGCACCAUCCUGGGCAGCAAACUGCUCACCCAACCACUUCGUGCCCAGUCGCAAAAGGAUCUGCCUUCUCCUGAGGAGCUGAAGGGGCGCAUUCUGAUAAAAGGGAAGAAGCACAAUCCCCACCUGGGCCAGCUGGGCAAGAAUGGAAGCUGUGCCAGCUUCUCCUCAAGCUCCGAAGAUGAAUUUGCAAGCAGCAAUAAGAACACACCUAAGAAGGAUCCAGCAAAGGUCUGUCCUAAACUGAGCCCAGAGCUAUCAGAGCUGGUGGUGUACUGCACAAGUGUCCCCUUCCGCGGGUUUGAAAAUGCAUCUGAAAAACCUCCAAAUGAAAUGUCCUCCUUUUCCGAAAGUGAAGCCCUCAGGCUCAUCAAAGACUCGGGGAAGCUUUUUGUGAGACACAACAGCAGGCAGCUGAGCCGGAUCUACCCCUCCGGCCAGCGCCUCCAAUCAUCCAACUAUGAUCCUCAGGAAAUGUGGAACGGUGGCUGCCAGAUGGUGGCUCUGAACUUCCAGACCCCCGGGGAGCAAAUGGACCUGAACCAAGGUCGCUUCCUCCCCAAUGGUCGCUGUGGAUACAUUCUUAAACCAGACUUCCUGUGCAGCCUCACGUCCAACUUUAACCCUGAGAACACGGGCGGAGGCCCCGGUCACAUCCCCACCCAGCUAACAAUACGAAUAAUAUCUGCACAGCAGCUGCCAAAAAUCAACACAGAGAAGGCCAGCUCCAUUGUGGACCCGCAGGUGGUGGUGGAAAUUCAUGGCGUAUCUAUUGAUAAUGCAAAGCAAAAAACCCACCGCAUUGACAACAAUGGUUUCAACCCGCGAUGGGACUGCACGCUGAGCUUCCAGCUGCAGGUCCCUGAACUGGUCCUGGUGCGCUUUGUAGUGGAGGACCAUGAUCACACUGCCAAAAAUGACUUUGUGGGGCAGUUCACUUUACCUUUUACAAGCCUACGAACAGGUUAUCGCCAUGUUCAUUUAUUAAAGGCAGAUGGUUCCAGUCUUUCCCCCGGCACGCUCUUCAUCCAUGUCAAAGUGACCCGCAGAGGAGUUCCCAUCAAAACCGUGUCCGAGCGCAUGGCCAUUGCCAAAGGCAAGGCAUGACGGGCAUCUGAACUAAACGGAAAGCUGCAUUUUCUGACAACAAAGGACUUUGGAAAAGGAGCUCUGAAUGUGAGCAGAAAGAGACGGCUGCUGCUGCCAGCCCGUCUCACAGCCCAGACCUCAAGUGGUCCAAUUUACACUGAGCCACUUCCCAAUGCAGGAGGAAAGAUGUCGUUUAUCAGAGAUGAAGAAGAGUGCUGGCUCUUAGCAAAUGAAUUGCCUCGGGCCGGAUAAUGAGUCCAUGAUACACUGUGGGAGUAUCUGGUCUUGUCAGCUCUGAGUGCUCUGGAAACAGGGCACUGUGGAUUGCGGUUCAUGAAAUACACCAAUUUGGGACUCGUUACCAAAUUAAUUUCAGUGUUUUUAUCUCUCAUGUGUAGGCGGUUAUCGACUGAGUCAAGAUGUGUCAUUUCAUCCUUUUGUAUUUUUGAUUUUAGAAAUAUUCUAAGAUUUUUCCAUUAAGUAUUUGGCCUGACCUAAAGACUGAGGAUUGUAUAACAAAACAAUAACUAUAAUGAUAAUAAUAAUAGUACUUACUUAACUAAGGCUGUCUCAUAAGUGCUAUUAGUAGGAUUUCAAGCAUGUAUAUCAAAAAAUGACAAAUAUUAUUGUUUUGUAUUAUUGUUUCAGCACUCAUCGUGAUGUAAUACAACUUAAAUAGUGUUUUGUAGUUUGUCCACGAAGGUUUAAUACAUAAUGAGAGCCUUUUAUUUCAGUUAGUCUUAUUAUAUACUCCUGGCACUUUUCAUUUCUCUCAGGAGAGAGAGAUUUUAUGACAGUAUAUUUCCACAACUUACAAAUGAACUUGAAAUAUAAACAGUAUUAACUUGCCGAUUGAUAUUUACUUAUACUCUUAAAAUUUCAAAUCUUAUUUCAAUUUUGCAUUUCCAUGUGAAGUUUUUAUGUGUUUGAAUAUUAAUGAUACUUACUUGAAGGCUCCUUUGCCUCUUUUCUAUUUUGUGUAAUUAUGUUUGUUGCCAACUCUUGUCCUUACCUUCACAUCUAGAAAAGUGUGGUUAAACACUAAUUGCAACAAUUUAAUACAACCACCAAUUACUGUAAGCUACAGUAAAUCACUUAAUACUCUUAAAAGGAGCUUCCCUGUUAAUAAAAUGGUGCCGUAAUGAAAGGUGCUGCACAUGGAUUACUGUAAUUACAGUGUAUAUGAUCAGAAUGGGUUUCAGCAGCAUGUAACAAAUGUGAAGUAUGACUUUGCAGUGUUAACGCCAAUGUUGUGUGAAUGGGAGCUGGUAUUAUGUGUGCAAGAGAAAAUACAGUUUUCAUAAAAGCACUAAUAACA
Messenger RNA from Epinephelus fuscoguttatus (brown-marbled grouper), 3876 nucleotides. RefSeq names its product phospholipase C, delta 3a (gene plcd3a). The transcript is spliced from 15 exons. Gene Ontology annotation, molecular function: calcium ion binding; phosphatidylinositol-4,5-bisphosphate phospholipase C activity. The record is from RefSeq and is a predicted model, not a curated record. Gene Ontology annotation, biological process: lipid metabolic process; intracellular signal transduction. The coding region runs from base 204 to 2576 and encodes 790 amino acids. Lineage: Eukaryota; Metazoa; Chordata; Actinopteri; Perciformes; Serranidae.